AGGUAGCGCCCGUCGCCCGCCGUGCAGCUGCAGCCUGCCCCGGCGGGCGCGCGGGGCCACGGCGCACGCCCGCCGCCCCAGCCCCGCCGCUCCGCCGCCAGUGCCUUACGCGGUGCGCCGAGAGACACACGCGCCGCGCGCCCAUGUGCGCGCCCCGGUGACCGGACCCUGCCCAUGGCCUGCGCGCGCGGACCCUGCUCCGCCCACAACCUGUUCGUGGUCGUCAACAUCGCCUUCGCGAUGUACAGCGGCGCGCUGCUGGCCACGGCGGCGCGCCUGGCCUGGGACCCCAGCACCUACGCCUGGUUCCGCUUCCUGUGCGCCGCGCAGUACCGCGCGUCCGCCGCCUACGUGCUGGCGGCCGGCCUGUGGCUGGCGGCGCUCGUGGCGCUGGCGGCGGCGCGGCGUCUGCGCGCCUACGCCGUCGGCGUGCUGUGCCUGGCCGCCAGCGAGCUGGCGUUCGGCGCCUGGCUGGCGGCCUCGCUGGCCGAGUGGUGGGGCAGCGCGCCCGAGGCGGAGCUGGCGCGCCGCGGCCUCGACCUGGUGCAGGACCUCAAGCCGGCGCUGCUGGCCAUGGACAAGUACCGCGACGUGGCGCGCCCCAUCUACGACAUGAUCGAGGAGGUGGAGCGCGAGGCGCCCAACAACGCGCUGGUGGUGCUGGUGUUCGGCGCGCUGGCCGUGGUGCUGCAGGCGGCGGCGCUGGCGCUGGCGCGGCGGCUGGCGCGCGCGCGGCCCGCGGCCGGCGGCGCGGAGGCGGGCCGCGCGUGCGCGUGCGGCGGCAAGCGCGCGCCGUCCGACGACGACAGCGACAGCGAACGCGACGCGCCGCUCGCCGCCGGCUGGCGCGGGAAGGCCAACCUGCGCAUGUACACCAUCCUCGACAAGAUUUUCUAGCAGGAGGAGCCGGCGCCGGCCGAGCGCGCGCCGCGGCGGGCCGCCCCCCGGCGCGCGGCGCGGCGGC
This is a messenger RNA of Bicyclus anynana (squinting bush brown), 964 nucleotides long. RefSeq lists its product as uncharacterized. The transcript is spliced from 2 exons. NCBI's taxonomy places the organism in Eukaryota, Metazoa, Arthropoda, Insecta, Lepidoptera, Nymphalidae. The record is from RefSeq and is a predicted model, not a curated record. The coding region runs from base 175 to 897 and encodes 240 amino acids.